This is a messenger RNA of Lactuca virosa, 2663 nucleotides long. NCBI's taxonomy places the organism in Eukaryota, Viridiplantae, Streptophyta, Magnoliopsida, Asterales, Asteraceae. The record is from the annotation of a GenBank genome assembly.
GUUUUUUGUAGAAUGAAAUUUUGAGAGGGCGUUGCGUUUGAUUCAGACUUUCAUCAGAGUUCUACACGAAGCUAACAAUGGCGACCAAAGUACUCAUGGUCGCGGAGAAGCCAAGCAUCGCACUUUCGAUUGCUACAGCACUCUCCGGUGGUCGAAUGUCAUCACGAAGGGGUAGUACUGAGGUUCAUGAGUUUGAUGGAAUGUUUUUAGGAUAUCGGGUACAAUAUAAAGUGACAUCAGUAAUUGGUCAUGUUUUCAGUGUAGAUUUUCCACCAACUUAUCAAGAUUGGGCAGCUACAGAUCCUCUCACUCUUUUUCAAGCUCCAGUUCUCAAGUCAGAAUCCAACCCAAAAGCUCAUAUUCGUCAACAUCUAAAUCGAGAGGCUCGUGGUUGUGGAGAUUUGGUUCUGUGGUUAGACUGUGAUCGCGAAGGAGAAAAUAUAUGCUUUGAAGUUAUUGAGUGUGCUGGAUUUCAUCCGAAUGAUGGUAGAAGAAUUCAUCGUGCAAGAUUUUCUUCUGUGACUGAAAAAGACAUAACUCAUGCUAUGAAAAACCUUGUUCAACCUAAUAAAGAUGAGGCAUUGGCUGUAGAUGCUCGCCAAGAAAUAGAUUUGAAAGUUGGAGUUGCAUUUACACGGUUUCAGACAACUUACUUUCAAGGAAAAUAUGGGAAUCUUGAUUCCAGAGUUAUCUCAUAUGGCCCUUGUCAAACUCCUACACUUGGAUUUUGUGUGCAACGCUACCUUCAAAUUAGUACUUUCAAGCCAGAAAAGUUUUGGGUUGUGUUUCCUUACAUAAUAAAGAAUGGUUUUGAACUAAAGCUGGAAUGGGAUCGUAAUAGGUUGUUUGAUCAUGAUGUGGCAGAGAUGUUUCAGAAGAUAAUAUUGGAAGAUGCUGUUGUAAAAGUCACCAACAUUUCAGAAAAACAAGAAACCAAAGGUCGCCCUUCUGGCCUUAAUACAGUCAACCUUUUGAAGGUUGCUUCAAGUGCAUUAGGGUUGGGACCUCAUGUAGCCAUGCAAUUGGCUGAGCGUUUGUAUACCCAAGGUUUUAUCAGCUAUCCAAGAACUGAAAGUACAGCAUACCCUUCAUCAUAUGACUUCAAAGGGACACUUGGCACAAUAGUGAGUAAUCCAGUAUGGGGUAGUUAUGUCCAAACACUACUCACCAAUGGUUACCAUAAGCCUAAAUCAGGAACUGAUGUAGGUGAUCAUCCCCCAAUUACCCCUAUGAAGUCAGCUAAUGAAGAUAUGUUGGGUGGAGAUGCUUGGAGACUUUAUCAGUAUGUCUGUCAGCAUUUUCUUGGUACCCUCUCUCCUGAUUGUAAAUAUGUAAGGAAGAAAAUUGAGUUUUCUGUUGGUGGGGAGUUGUUCAGUUGUGUUGGACAGCAUGUGACAGUGAAAGGAUUUACUGCCAUAAUGCCAUGGUUGGCAGUUAGUGAGAAGAAUUUACCUCAAUUUACAGAAGGGGAGAAAAUAGAGAUUUUAAAAGUUGAGCUCUAUGAGGGUAAAACAGCACCUCCGGAUUACCUUUCCGAGAGCGAACUGAUCUCUCUAAUGGAAAAACACGGAAUCGGAACAGACGCUUCCAUUCCUGUCCACAUCAACAACAUAAGUGAACGCAACUAUGUCAAAGUAGAAUCCGGAAGAAAAUUAGUUCCAACAACUUUAGGCAUCAGUCUUAUACGAGGCUAUCAAUGCAUCGAUCCAGAUCUUUGUUUGCCAGAUAUCCGAAGCUUCAUUGAACACCAAAUCACUCUCGUUUCCAAAGGUCAAGCAAAUCAUUCCCUUGUUGUUCAACACGUUCUUCAACAGUUCAAACAGAAGUUCACUUACUUCAUCAAACAGAUUGAGAAUAUGGAUGCGUUGUUUGAAGCACAAUUUUCUCCACUUUCUGACACGGGACGUGCGCUUAGUAAAUGUGGGAAAUGCUUGCGAUAUAUGAAGUACAUCUCUAUGCUUCCAUCAAGGUUAUAUUGUAAUACAUGUGAGGAAGUCUAUUAUGUUCCUCAAAAGGGCACAAUCAAGCUCUACAAAGAACUGACAUGUCCUCUAGACAACUUCGAGCUUUUAUUAUUUUCCAUGGCGGGACCCGACGGAAAAUCAUUCCCAUUAUGCCCUUAUUGUUACAACAACCCUCCAUUCGAAGGCAUAGACACAUUAUUCGGUGCCCCAAAAACCGCCACCUCACCAAAACUAGGAAAAGGAGUCGGCAUGCCCUGUUUCCUCUGCCCGCACCCAACAUGCCGCCACUCUUUGAUAUCACAAGGCGUGUGUGCCUGCCCGGAAUGUGACGGGACCCUCGUCCUUGACCCGGUCAGCGCCCCUAAAUGGCGGCUAUAUUGCAACAUGUGCAAUUGUCUUGUUUUGCUUCCGGAAGGUGCUCAUAGGAUAAGUGUAACCAAGGAGAAAUGUAAGGAGUGUGAGAGUGGUAUUAUUGAAGUUGAUUUUAAUAAGAAAACUACGCCUUUGAAAGAUGGGGAAACGUUGCAUGUUGGGUGUAUACUUUGUGAUGACUUGUUGCAUUCGCUUGUGGAAAUGAAGCAUGGGAAGUCGUUUUUUAGAGGGAGAGGGAGAGGGAGGGGUAGGGGGAGGGGGAGAGGUAGGGGGAGGGGGAGAGGUGGGAGGAAACAAGACCCGAAAAUGAGUUUUAGAGAUUUUUGA